AUGAAUAAUAGUAUAAAUUAAAGACCUCCACCUCCAAAAUUCAAUUGGAACAUUUACGAUAAUUCAUCAUCAGAUGAUACAAAACAAUAAAUUACUCUUUAGAAAUCAGAUAAAAGAAGAUAAAAAUAAGUCAUUCUUUUAAUUGAUGAGAUGCUUGCUAAAUUAACUCAUAGCAAUCUUUUAAAUGGAAUAAAUACUGAGAAUAUUAAACAUUAGAGUAUUGAUCUAUUUGAUAACUCUGUGAUUGAGAAAAUCAAAUCUAAAAAAUACUAAUCAAUAGCUUGUGCAUUGAUUAUUUAAUCUUUAAGAAUUUUAUUAAUCCCAUUGAGAAUUAGAGAAAUAACUUAAACUUUAAAUUGUGAUGAAAAACAAGUAAGAAAGAUAUUGAUCUAACUUAAUCAAAUUAGACCUUUUGAUUAAGAUGCCUUUACUUUACAAUACAUGACUAGAAUUUGUGUAGCUAUUGGAUUUAAUUAGAAAUUUUAAACCCUUUGUAGAUUUUUCUAUUCAACCUUAAAGAAUCAAAAUUUAGUUUAAGGUGAACAUGAACAUGUAAUAGCUUCUGCUCUAGUAAAGUUAACUGGAGAUUUUAUAUUUCAUGAAAAGGGUGGUUUAAAUUUAUAAAUAAUUUCUAAUAAUGCUGGAUGUUGUGAAAUCUCUCUCAAAAAUUUACUUUAAAAGAUAGAACCACAUAAUUAAAAAUUGAUUUAACAAGCUUAUGAAUUUUAUAGAAGAACCAUGUGA
This is a messenger RNA of Paramecium pentaurelia, 744 nucleotides long. Lineage: Eukaryota; Ciliophora; Oligohymenophorea; Peniculida; Parameciidae. The record is from the annotation of a GenBank genome assembly.